AUGACUGGACCGUCUAAACCUACCAAGAUCACUUCUAAAGCGAUUGCACAGGAUUUUUUGGAUUCUUAUGACACUUUUUUGUUUGAUUGUGAUGGUGUUUUAUGGUUAGGAAAACAUCUAUUACCAAAGAUCGUUGAGACGCUGGACUUGUUAUCUUCAUCGGGCAAGAAGACAUAUUUCGUGACCAACAACUCUACGAAGUCUCGUGCCGCUUAUUCGAAAAAAUUUGCUUCUUUUGGUAUCAUGGUCGACCCAGAACAGAUCUUUACAUCAGGUUAUGCAUCUGCGCUACAUGUGAGAGACGUUUUGAAGCUCGUACCGGGCCAGGAUAAAAUCUGGGUUUUUGGCGAAAGUGGGAUCACGGAAGAAUUGAAAUUGAUGGGUUACGAGUCGCUUGGAUGUGAUGAUCCACGACUCGAUGAACCCUUCGAUAUUAGCGAAUCGCCUUUCUUCACCGAACCGUUGGAUCCGGCUGUUAAAUGUGUUAUUGCUGGGUUGGACACGCGUGUCAAUUAUCAUCGUUUAGCAGCUUCGCUAAGAUACUUACAGCAACCGGAGGUUACGUUUGUCGCUACAAAUAUCGAUUCGACGUUUCCUAACAAGGGCUUUAUUUUGCCCGGUGCUGGAUCUACGAUCGAAUCAUUAGCGUGUGCGUCCGGCCGGGAACCUGCUGCGUGUGGAAAGCCAAAUCUUAACAUGUUGAACGCCAUUGUCACUGCAGAACACCUCGAGAGAUCCAAGACGUGCAUGGUCGGUGACAGACUGAACACCGACAUAAGAUUUGGUGUUGAUGGGAAAUUAGGCGGUACCCUUCUCGUUUUGACUGGUAUUGAAACUGAGGAAAGAGCCACCGAUGCUACCGGUGACUAUGCUUUGCCCAAGUUUUUCGCCAACAAGCUAGGCGACUUGUAUGAGUUGACGCAGGAAGAGAGUUGA
Molecule: messenger RNA, 936 nt
Organism: Lachancea mirantina
Lineage: Eukaryota; Fungi; Ascomycota; Saccharomycetes; Saccharomycetales; Saccharomycetaceae
Source: the annotation of a GenBank genome assembly